AUGGACAUUCAAGAAAAACUGCACGAGGUGAAGAAGCUGCUGGAGCUGCAAACCUGCAAAAAGGACGAAUCGAGGGAAAGUCUGAUAAAGCUGAUGAGGGAAUUGUAUUUGGCAUAUAUGCUUCACCGGACUGAGGAGCAGAGAAGUAUAAAAGAAAAGGCCAUUCUGCGCCUUCUGCUUGUCCAUGUGGACAGCGAAAAUCACACGAGCAAUAGGGAAAAAAUCCUAAUGGUCAAUUUAAUAAGGCUAAUUGAAAAGGAUGCCAUGGAACUUUUUUCGUGCUAUCCAAACAUUUGGAAGGGAAAUAACUCCCCUUUUUUUUUUUACAUUUUGGCGGCACAACAUGUUGAGAAAAAUUUGAGUACCAGUUUUUUCUCCCUCCUUAAAAUCUCAAACUGCGCUUACAAAAAUAUGUACAUAGCUUUGCUGCUCUUCAGUUCGAAGGACUUUGAAACGAAAAUGAGAUGCCUGAAGUAUGUUUUUAACCAAUGUGUGCUGAUGAGUGAUGGGAAUGCACAUGAAGGGAAGAAGGAGGUCGGCCAAGUAGCACGCACGAUUUCCUUUACCGAAGCAACACACUAUUUCCACUUUCUAGUGGAAGAAAACGAACCUAUAUAUGUUGAAAGACAGAUGAGUUGCUUUUUCUUUUCUGUGAUAAAUGAUUUAAUCAGGCAGGACUACGUGGCUUUGCUGAGGGAGAGGAAAAGGGAGAACGACGAACUUCGGUUGAAGCUCCUGGUGAAAGGAAUGAGCAAGGAAAAGUCAAAAACGAAAAAUAAAUACGUGCAUGACCUAAUUCUCUACACUUCCAGUAGAAACAUUUUAAGUGCCUACUUUAACAACAAUGAGGAUGCCAUUAUGAGUGAGCAUCUGAGGGGGGGUGAACAAAAUUUGGGUAAGAAACAGCACGCAGAGGAGAGCCGAAAAGGGGAUUGCUCCAAUGGGUAUUGCCUCAACGGGGAAGGAAGCAAAAAAUUAAGCACACCUAAAAGGGGAAGCACACACUGCAACGGAGCAGCAGAGGAAGAAGCAACCCUAUGCUCUACCAUUGAAAAGCACUACGAUGUAGACUUCCUCAGAGGCAUUUUCUUAUAUGUAAAAAGCAUGAUAAAUUGUUAUUACGACAUUUUUGUAAAGGAGAAAAAAGGCAGCUCGGUUGAGAUGAGGAGGAAUUACUUCACCUGUUUCAUGAACCAUAGUAUAACCAUCUUGAUCCACAUAUGCUUGUUGGACAAUAACUUUAUCAGCAGCUGUUAUGAAUUGAUAAAGGAUGUUAAAAAGAAAUUUGAAGUUCACAUGAACACAUCUAUCAUCGUUCCUAUGGCAAAAUUUAUUUUAUUUUUUUCCUCACCCGAGAAAUUUUUUCAAGUGUCUAAUUAUCUCCUUACCCAUUUUGUAAUGGAAUUUAAAAGCUACCUUGCAGCCGUAACCUUGUUUGACUUCAUCAUGAGCAAUAUUAACAUUCUUCAUCAAAGGAAAUUUUUUUUUAAAAAAUUUUGCUCCAUCCUAUUGAAGACCUAUUUUUUUCACCACCAUAUUUUCAAGCAUGACUUGAUUGCCCUUUUGCCUUGCUUAAUCGAUGAGAAUAAUUACAAAGACGUUUUUUAUUUCCUUCUCUACGCCCCCGUGUUAGUGGACCUGGAUGAAGUGGAAAGUACCGGAGAGUUGAAUUCACCAAAAGGAGGAAGCAGACUUUCUCCUACGGGUAGCGAUUUGAGGGGUACCCACAAAAAAGCGGUGCUCAUCCAGGACUUAAGCGGGCUCACAUUACACGGAGACACGAAGAACAAGCGACGCAUGGAGGACAUACGAGAGAACAUGCACAAAUAUUUCAGGGCCUACUUCGAGACGGUCCUGAUGAUCGGCGCGGGUGGCGAUCGGAGAGGCAGUGCAUGUGGCGAUGGGACGGGAAGCUGCCCCCCCUGGAGGCACGAACUAACAAAAAUCAUUUUGCUCAGGUUGGCUUGCCCCGACAUUCUAAUCAUACUAAAUAAGGAAAGCAUAAAGGAGAUGCUCAAACAUAUUAGUCACUCAGUUCGCUGCAAUCCCAAUCUGUUGAUUCUACUGAAGGAUGAAUUUGUACAAUUAUUACAAAAUGAAUCUUCCAUGUACUACCACUUGGUGAGUGAAAAAGUGUUGCAGAUCGUCGCGGAGAAUACGAAACGUAUGAACAUUACUUAUGGUGACAUUGAAAAGUAUUACGUCACUUUACAUUCUUUUUUCUCUGGGGGAAAUUACAAGGAGGUAAAGUUUUGGGUGUCCUUAAUUCAUGCCUUUACCAACAUAGCCGUAUACUGCCACGACUUUGCUGAAAGCGUUUUACGUGUGUACGCUGCUUUUCUUUCACGGAGCGACGUAACUCUAAUGCUCAAGCACAUCGUCACUGAGCACGUGGGGAUGAUAAAGAACGUGUCUUAUGCAAAGGGAGAGUUUUUUUCCUAG
Plasmodium fragile is the source of this 2442-nucleotide messenger RNA. RefSeq lists its product as uncharacterized. Bases 1 to 2442 code for a protein of 813 amino acids. Lineage: Eukaryota; Apicomplexa; Aconoidasida; Haemosporida; Plasmodiidae. The transcript has 6 exons. The record is from RefSeq and is a predicted model, not a curated record.